AUGAGCUUAGCACAGCACACUGGCCUUCCUACAAUACAAAUUAUCCGGAGUAGUUGGAAUGAUCUGCGUGAAAAGCCUAUUGAUAGUGGUUUCAAAAAUUAUAUUUACAUGAUACCUACGCUUACGGUAUUUAACAAUGUUAUGCUAGACGUUCUGCCGAUGUUGAAUGUGACAAGUGGGGCUACCGUCUUUUUCGAUGACAUACAUGGUAAAUUCAACUUCUUCUUAACUUCAGAUAAAUUAAAUGCCUUAUCCACAGGAAACAUCGACAAUUUGCGUGAAGAGUUUGCAGUGCUGCCUAUUGCCGUAAACUAUGUCCAUCUUGAGACGGACCCACCGGCUCUCCAGCAGCAAAUCAAACAAUUUCCAGCUCACGGAAACAUUAUCAUGGUCGCUGCAACGCCUACUGUUGAGGCGGUAGCGAAAGAGGUCGAAGUUGCAUUCUAUUUUGAUGUUAUGAAUUACAUCUUCGAAUUUGUUACGUCCAUGAGUGGAUCGCACAACUACACCUGCUAUUCUGAGCCUCCCAAACCUCCUAUCGUAUUCGAGGAUGCGACAAAUAAACUCAAUUACCCACCACCGGAGUAUGGAUCAUUCAGGCAGCUCAGCACUUCUACCUAUUACCAAGUAACCGCUUAUUUUUUGGAGAUUGCUUCAUGGACAAUUGUCGACAAAAUUGCACUCCUCUAUGGGAGCAUCAAUGUUGAUAUCAAAGCCAUUACGGAAUACCGUAUCGUGACGUUGAGACAGCCACCAUUUGUCCAAUUGAGCGGCAAUCCCGAAAAGCCCUAUGAAGGCUACUGCAUUGAUCUUAUUGACCUGAUUCGUGAAGAGGUAUGUAUAGUGCUUGCCCACGUAUUAAAAGCUGGAUUCAAUUUAGAUGGUUUACAGUUGAAUUUCACUUAUACCAUCUACGAAGUGGAGGAUGGUUCAUUUGGUUCAAUGGAUCAAAAUGGGAACUGGAACGGUCUCAUAGGAGCUUUGGUCUCCGGAUCGGCGGAUAUUGCUUUGGCUCCAUUGAGUGUGACUGCAGAACGGGAAAAUGAUGUUGAUUUCACGGUACCCUACUACGAUCUCGUUGGUACAACAAUUUUAAUGAAGAAGCCAAACGUAGAAUACUCACUGUUCAAGUUUAUGAAGGUACUGGAAUGGCCUGUUUGGCUGUGCAUCGUAGCUGCAUAUUUGUUGACAAGCACUACCUUGUGGAUAUUUGACAGAUUUAGCCCAUAUUCAUACACCAACAAUAAGAAGAGAUACAUCAGUGAUGUUGAAAAGCGUGCUUUUAGUUUCAAGGAGUGCUUGUGGUUCUGCAUGACGUCGCUAACUCCGCAAGGAGGUGGAGAAGCUCCAAAAAACAUAUCGGGAAGGCUAGCUGCUGCUACCUGGUGGUUGUUCGGAUUUAUCAUUAUUGCUUCGUACACUGCAAAUCUGGCCGCAUUCCUGACGGUAUCUCGACUUGAGCAGCCUAUAAGCUCCUUAGAUGAUCUUGCCAAACAAUAUAAAAUCGAGUACGCUCCUAUCAAAGGCGGCGCAUCCGAAACGUACUUUAGACGUAUGGCCGAGAUCGAAGAACGAUUUUAUAACAUUUGGAAAGAGAUGUCAUUAAACGAGACCAUGUCUCCUCGGGAACGUGCUCGUUUAGCAGUAUGGGACUAUCCGGUUUCAGAUAAGUUCACAAAUAUGUGGAGCAUUCUUGUGCUUUUAAACCAAAGGCGCCUUGAAACGCUUAAAGAAAAAUGGUGGAACAAUAAUCCAAAAAAGGUGGUAUGUCCCGACACAAACAGCGAAAACGACGGGAUAUCUAUUCAAAAUAUCGGCGGAGUAUUUAUCGUUAUUCUCGCUGGAAUCAUCCUAUCAGUGAUUACCCUCACAAUUGAGUACUUCUAUUACAGGUUAGGUUAUUUGGUCUGA
This is a messenger RNA of Strongylus vulgaris, 1911 nucleotides long. Lineage: Eukaryota; Metazoa; Nematoda; Chromadorea; Rhabditida; Strongylidae. The record is from the annotation of a GenBank genome assembly.